AAUCCGAAAGCGUGAAACCAAGAAUCACGAUUUCUACUCUUUUCUUCCCACCCGACGCAUUCUCCUCAACAGUGUGCUAUAAGCUUUGUCUGUUUAGUUUAUUCACCUUAGAGUUCUGCUUGGUGGAUUGUUGGUCAGACUUUAAUUUGACUCUGUAGUUGAAAUUUUCUGUAGUGCAGAUCAAUCUCAUCAUUCAUGGGAAGGCGUAGGAGAUUGAGAAAUUCAAUUAGAAUUGUCAAGAAAGUCACACCAUCGCAACCCCCCAAUCACACCCAAGUCCGGCAGCCAACUGUGAGUCCGACACAUCAUGAACAUCUUAUUACUACACCUCAAAACACGGGUGAAUGUAUACAGUCACCAGUUGGUAAUAUUACAUCAGUUGAUAAGUCGUGGAUAAAUAUCGAACAAAGGGCCUCCCUCACAUAUGUCCGAGGUGCUAUGAGAUUCAUUUUGUUUGCCUCAAACCACCUAGAUGAAGAUGGAAAAAUCACAUGUCCCUGUAGGAUAUGUGUUAACGGGCAGUCUAUGUACCCACAGGAUGUCUUUGAUCAUAUAAUAUGGAAUGGAUUUCUUAGGGGCUAUGUCAACUGGGGAUUGCAUGGUGAGGCUGUUGGAUCAUCAACACCUGAGGUUGAAAUUAACAAAUAAGAUGAGGGUUUUCUUUAUGACAUGCAUGGUUUGUUGAGUGAUGCAUUUGGUAUGCAUGCUGCAAACACUGAUAUUAAUGGUGGUAUGAGUGUUGAUCUGGAUGGAACAUGCACUGAAGCAAGAGAUGACCAUUUAUAAUAAAUCAUUUAAAAAGCUAGAUGUGAUUAUAAUAAAUCUUAUGCAUUACAGAAAAUAUUAUUUUUUAUAAAUUCUUCAUAUCGCA
Rubroshorea leprosula is the source of this 871-nucleotide messenger RNA. NCBI's taxonomy places the organism in Eukaryota, Viridiplantae, Streptophyta, Magnoliopsida, Malvales, Dipterocarpaceae. The record is from the annotation of a GenBank genome assembly.